Messenger RNA from Micromonas pusilla CCMP1545, 1014 nucleotides. RefSeq lists its product as uncharacterized. Bases 1 to 1014 code for a protein of 337 amino acids. The record is from RefSeq and is a predicted model, not a curated record. Gene Ontology annotation, cellular component: cyclin-dependent protein kinase holoenzyme complex; cytoplasm; nucleus. Gene Ontology annotation, molecular function: cyclin-dependent protein serine/threonine kinase regulator activity. Gene Ontology annotation, biological process: regulation of cyclin-dependent protein serine/threonine kinase activity; mitotic cell cycle phase transition. The transcript has 3 exons. Lineage: Eukaryota; Viridiplantae; Chlorophyta; Mamiellophyceae; Mamiellales; Mamiellaceae.
AUGCUCAACAACUUCCGCGAGAAGACGCAGCGUGGGGCCGCGGCGCCGAAGUGGGGCCGCACGUCGCAGCGCACGACGAACACGCGCCCUCGCGACAUCUCAAAUGCCACGGGCGGCACGAUGACGACGCGCUCGGGCGAGCCCGCGUCCAAGCGCGAGAGCUACACCGCGUACAUGGAAGGGCGUGCCGCGGCGGAGAUCCCGGACAUUGACGCCCUCGACCGUGAGAACCCUCUCGCGGUGACGGAGUACGUGAACGACAUCUUCAGCUACUGGUUCAGAGUCGAGCCCGACACUCAGGUUGCGCCGAACUACAUGCUGAUCCAGACCGACAUCAACGACAAGAUGCGCGCGAUCCUCAUCGACUGGCUCGUCGAGGUGCACCUGAAGUUUAAGCUGAUGCCGGAAACGCUGUUUCUGACGCACAACCUCAUCGACCGCUUCUUGGCGAAGAAGGUCGUGACGCGGAAAAACCUUCAGCUCGUCGGCGUCACCGCGAUGCUUCUCGCGUCCAAGUACGAGGAGAUUUGGGCGCCGGAGGUCAGGGAUUUCGUGUACAUCUCCGACAAGGCGUACACCCGAGAGCAGAUCCUCGGGAUGGAGAAGCAGAUGCUGAACACGCUCGGGUUCCACCUCACGGUGCCGACACCGUACCAGUUCAUGUCUCGAUUUUUCAAAGCGGCGAACGCGGAUAAGCAGUUUCAGCUCCUCGCGAGCUUCGUCGUGGAGAGCUCGCUGCCGGACUACAGCAUGCUGAAGUACCCCGGGUCUCUUCUCGCGGCGAGCGCGGUGUACGUGGCGAUGAAGACGCUUGGUAAGGGUGAGUGGAACGACGUGAUGGAGGCGCACACGCGGUACACGGAGGAGGACAUUCGGCCGUGCGCGAACGCGAUGGCGCGUUUGCAGCGCAAGAGCGCGACCGCGUCUUUGUCCGCGGUGCACAAAAAGUACAGCAACCCGAAGUUCAUGGAGGUUGCUAGGCUUCCCGCCCCCGCUGGUCUGGGGGAGGAUUAA